Molecule: messenger RNA, 591 nt
Organism: Ruditapes philippinarum (Manila clam)
Lineage: Eukaryota; Metazoa; Mollusca; Bivalvia; Venerida; Veneridae
Product: fibrinogen C domain-containing protein 1-A-like
Exons: 2
Coding region: 8-424 (138 amino acids)
Source: RefSeq, a predicted model, not a curated record
CAAGUUUAUGCAGGAAAUGGUGUCAAAGAAACCUACAGAGCUAAGAUUUGACUUAACAGCUGGGGAUGGAACACAAGUUUAUGUAACUUUCCAGAACUUUCAUCUUGAUGCUGGUCCAGAGUACACAAUCCAUCUUGAUUUUGGACAGGGAACAGCAGGUGAUCAUUUAUCACACGGUAUGAUAGCUCACAAUGGUAUGAACUUUACAACAAAAGAUGUCGAUCGCGAUCCAUAUCUUCCUGAAAAUUGUGCACAUAAUCAACAUGGAGCGUGGUGGUAUAAUCAGUGUGGCGGUAUCAACUUGAAUGGAGAAUAUGCAACCCCAGGUUUUAAACAUCCAGGCGGUUAUUGGUUGGGCAUUUUCUAUCAACCAUAUAGUUUAAAUUCACUUAAAGCAACUAAAUUGAUGUUUCGCGCAAUGUAGAUAUAAAUGAACAUUACUUACUUCUUCAAACUGUACACAUUGUACAUGUUAUUCUCCAUUUAUAGAAUUUGACAUUUUUUUAUUUACUUUAGUGAAUUAUGUAGUACAAUAAGAAGUGUUGAAGGUUAGACUAUGAAAAGUGUAUAAUUCGCUUGGUUAGACCUUAA